Molecule: messenger RNA, 2349 nt
Organism: Myiozetetes cayanensis
Lineage: Eukaryota; Metazoa; Chordata; Aves; Passeriformes; Tyrannidae
Gene: CERS5
Product: ceramide synthase 5
Exons: 9
Coding region: 47-1240 (397 amino acids)
Biological process (GO): ceramide biosynthetic process
Cellular component (GO): membrane
Molecular function (GO): sphingosine N-acyltransferase activity; DNA binding
Source: RefSeq, a predicted model, not a curated record
AGGCCAAGGACACUGAGAUUUAAUUCUUCCCUCUGAUGUGCACAGAAUGUGCUGCCUGCAGUUACCAGGAGGACUAAGAAAAGAAAUUACUUCACGUGGGAAGUUCCUUGAAGCAGAGCAAGUGGAGAUUCCAGAAGCUUUUUCCCCCCCCAGGUUCUGCAGCUGGGGACAGAUCUGGGAUUUUGUGAUUCAGGCAGAGGAGGGAAAUAAAAAUGUUGUUUUUUUAAUGCAGUUCUUCCUUGUGAACUCUUGCAGGUUUAUUGCCAAGCCAUGUGCCAUAAACCUUGGCAUCCAGGACAGUGGACCUCACAGAGCCCAGCCCAAUGCAAUCCUAGAGAAAGUGUUUACAUCCAUCACCAAGUCUCCAGAUGCAAAACGGUUGGAAGGCUUGUCCAAGCAGCUGGACUGGGACGUGCGGAAGAUCCAGCGCUGGUUCCGGCACCGGAGGAACCAGGACAAACCCACCACCCUCACGAAAUUUUGUGAGAGCAUGUGGAGAUUUACAUUUUAUUUAAGUAUAUUUUUUUAUGGAAUCAGGUUUCUCUGGACGGCCCCCUGGUUUUGGGACACACGACAGUGCUGGUACAACUACCCUUUCCAGCCUCUAACAUCCAGGCUUUAUUAUUACUAUAUCUUGGAGCUGGCCUUCUACUGGUCCCUCAUGUUUUCUCAGUUUACAGACAUUAAACGGAAGGACUUCCUGAUCAUGUUCGUCCAUCACUUGGCCACCAUCGGACUCAUCACCUUCUCUUACAUGAACAACAUGGUGCGGGUUGGAACCCUGGUGCUGUGCCUCCACGAUGCCUCAGAUUUCCUUUUGGAGGCUGCAAAACUGGCCAACUAUGCCAAGUACCAACGCGUGUGUGAUGCUUUCUUCAUGCUCUUCGGGGUCGUGUUCAUCGUGACACGGUUGGGCAUUUACCCUUUCUGGAUUCUGAACACGACCCUGUUCGAAAGCUGGGAGCUGAUCGGUCCUUACCCUUCCUGGUGGCUCUUCAACGGGCUCCUGGUGACCCUGCAGGUCCUGCACAUCAUCUGGUCUUACCUCAUCGUCCGCACGGCCUCCAAGGCCCUGGUGCGGGGCAAGGUGUCCAAGGAUGACCGCAGCGACGUGGAGAGCAGCUCUGAGGAGGAGGAUGUGACUUCCAACAGCACAAAAGGAGUUUUCAGCACUUCCAGCAACGGCUCCAACCGCCUCAACGGCCACGUGGCCGGCGGCCAGUGGACAGGAGAGGAGUAAAGGCCCUGGGCUGGCCUUGAGCGAGCACGGACUUCUCUUUCAAUAUCUAGUUGUGUUGAGCUCCACAUUCCCAAGUGAUCUUUAAUCAAAAAAAACCAAAAAAAAACCCUUCCCCAGAAACCUCCAGCAAACCCGAAACGGGCACAACCCUGACCAGUCCGAGAGGCUUUGUUUGGGCAGCAGGAGGGACGAAAACAAACACUGUGGAUUCCACCUCGAGCCAUUCUGUACUUCAAAAGUACAAAAAAAAAAACUCCCCAGCAAUCCCACCCCAAAGCCCUGAGUUGCUGUUGAUACUCGCAGAGGUGUCGUUGUUUGUGACAGACUGGUUUUCACUGGGAUCACCUCGAGGCACGGCAGGUUUGGGCCAGGCUGGUUCAGCACCUCUCGACGCACUCCAGGAGCCGCUUCAGAGCAGGGGAGAACGCAGGUUCCACGUCCAGACUGCCCUGGCUGAGGCUCAGACUCUUCUCCCAGCCGAGCUUUGAACUGUGCUGCCCCAGAACCGCCGCCCUGGGGUGCUGGGGGGUCCCAGCUGCUCAUCUCCGCUGUCACCAGGGACCAGCCCAGCGUCUGCUGCCUCUUUUGGUGCUGCAAACCCCUCUGAAGUCUUGACCAAAGCCUUCUGCAAGGAGGGGGGGAGGGAGGGGGGUGGUUUAUUGCCCCUGAGACAACCAGCACAAUCCAGGCCUUUUAAAUUGGUUUUGUUUUUUUUUUUUUUUUUUCCUUUUGCAAAUUGUGGUUUCGAAGACUUUUUUCUAGACCUACUGGAUCCAGCUGGCUACGCUGGGAUCGGAGGGAGGAUCAGAACUGGUGGGCUGGGUUUUAACCCUCCAAAAAAAUGACAUGUUUUGGUCCUGUACCCCGAGACAGAAGUGAAUGUUGCUGCUCUGAUGCCGCAGCUGUGGAGGGACCCGGGGCUGGAAGACCAGCCACAGAGUGGGCUCUGCUUCUCUCUUUUUUUUUUUUUUUUUUUUUUUUUUUAACUCAAUGGUACUUGGGGGCAAUGGAACGGUCAAUCAGGAGCAGAAUUUUGGAAACUUUCUCGACUUGUUACCAUUUUAUACUGUUGUUUACUCUUUAUCUCCGAUUAAAAGUUGCUUCAGAAA